Molecule: messenger RNA, 681 nt
Organism: Triticum turgidum subsp. durum (durum wheat)
Lineage: Eukaryota; Viridiplantae; Streptophyta; Magnoliopsida; Poales; Poaceae
Source: the annotation of a GenBank genome assembly
AUGGAUGUCCUCAUCAAGAACCCCACCGGCAGCACGAUCCCCCUGAGGGUCUACCCAUCGGACACCGUGCGUGAUGUCAAGGCAAAGAUGAUCCAGGAACAGUACUCCCUCUUCUUUGGUGGCGUGCAGCUGGAUGACAGGCUUACAUUGGCCAAUUACAACAUCCAGCAUGAAUCCACGAUCGACCUCCACGAGAAGAUGAACAUGAAGAUUUACGUGACAGAGACGGUGGCGGGCAUGACUAUCACGAUCAACGUCAGCAGUCUAGACACCGUCGAUAACUUGAAAGCCAAGAUCCAGGACCUUGAGGGCUUCCCGAAGGCUCAGCAGUGCCUCGUUUUUGCCAGCACGCGGCUGGACGACGGGAACCGCACCAUGGCUGGCCACAACAUUGGGAAUGAGUCCACCCUUCUCCUUGUCCUCCUCCCGUGUAUUUCGAGAGGAGACAUGAUGCAGGUCUUCGUGAGGACGCUGGAUGGGAAGACCAUCACUCUUUGGGUUGGUAGCUUGGACACCGUCGGCAGUGUCAAGGUGAAGAUGUACGACAUGAAGUACGACCCUUUCCCUAAACAGCAGCGCCUCAUCUUUCAAGGAAAGCAGCUGGAGGACGGCCGCACAUUGGCGGACUACAGCAUUCAUAGGGAGUGUACCCUUCAUUUGAUGCUCCGCCAGGAUUCAUAG